Molecule: messenger RNA, 809 nt
Organism: Myotis lucifugus (little brown bat)
Lineage: Eukaryota; Metazoa; Chordata; Mammalia; Chiroptera; Vespertilionidae
Product: S-adenosylmethionine synthase-like
Exons: 6
Biological process (GO): S-adenosylmethionine biosynthetic process
Cellular component (GO): cytosol
Molecular function (GO): ATP binding; methionine adenosyltransferase activity
Source: RefSeq, a predicted model, not a curated record
GCUUUGACUUCAAGACCUGCAAUGUGCUCGUGGCGCUGGAGCAGCAGUCCCCAGACAUCGCCCAGGGCGUCCAUCUGGACAGAAACGAAGAGGACGUCGGUGCCGGAGACCAGGGCUUGAUGUUCGGCUAUGCCACCGACGAGACGGAGGAGUGCAUGCCCCUCACCAUCAUCCUUGCUCACAAACUCAACGCCCGGAUGGCAGAGCUGAGGCGCUCGGGGGUGCUCCCCUGGCUCAGGCCUGACUCGAAGACUCAGGUGACAGUGCAGUACAUGCAGGACAACGGCGCGGUCAUCCCCAUGCGCGUCCACACCAUCGUCAUCUCUGUGCAGCACAAUGAGGACAUCACGCUGGAGGACAUGCGCAAGGCCCUGCAGGAGAAGGUGAUCCGGGCCGUGGUGCCCGCCAAGUACCUGGACAAAGACACCAUCUACCACCUGCAGCCCAGCGGGCGCUUUGUCAUCGGCGGUCCCCAGGGGGAUGCGGGCGUCACUGGCCGGAAGAUUAUCGUGGACACCUAUGGCGGCUGGGGGGCGCACGGUGGCGGGGCCUUCUCCGGGAAGGACUACACCAAGGUGGACCGCUCGGCGGCUUACGCUGCCCGCUGGGUGGCUAAGUCCCUGGUGAAAGCAGGGCUGUGCCGGAGAGUGCUUGUGCAGGUUUCCUACGCCAUCGGUGUGGCCGCGCCACUGUCCAUUUCCAUCUUCACCUACGGAACCUCAAAGAAGACCGAGAGAGAGCUGCUGGACGUGGUGAACAAGAACUUCGACCUCCGGCCUGGCGUCAUCGUCAGGGACUUGGAUUUGAAG